This is a messenger RNA of Peronospora matthiolae, 687 nucleotides long. The record is from the annotation of a GenBank genome assembly. Lineage: Eukaryota; Oomycota; Peronosporomycetes; Peronosporales; Peronosporaceae.
AUGCAGACCUCCUCAUUGGACGACGUGCCGCUCGACAGCUCUGACGCGGGGGAACGACGCGGGUCUCGACGGCGCCCGCGGGAGGCGAAAGCGUCGAUGCACCGCCUUGUGAUGGAGUAUCUAGUAAGCAAAGGCUACCGGGAAGUAGCAGAAGCGUUUCUGCGUGACUCGGAUACCAAACCAACCGUCGACUUACAGAUGGUGCAGGAACGCAUGAGUGUGCAGCAGCUGCUACUAGACGGACGUAUCCAGAGUGCACGUGCUAAGCUGGUGAAGAUGGACCCCAACUUGCUGCAGAAGGAUAGCGCGAUGGACUUUUUGUUGGUCAAACAAGAGCUGCUCGAGCUGAUUAGAGAGCAGGAUAUUGAAGAAGCGCUGCAGUUUGCUGUCAAGAACCUCGCACCGUUCGGUCAAAUGGGUCCCCAGUUUCUUCACGAGAUUGAACGGACGAUGUCUCUCCUCGCGUUCCAAAAUCCGUCCGAGUCACCGCUGGGACACUUGCUGGAGCAAUCUCAACGCCGCCAGGUCGCGGACGAAGUCAACUCUGCGAUCUUGCGGAGCCAAGUGCAAGAACCCGAGCCCAUGCUAUCCUUAAUGGUCCAACAAUUUUAUUACAUGGAAGAACAACUGGAAGCUAAACUUGAUCACCACUCGCAAGGCGUCCGACUCGAAGACCCGACUCGCUAG